UUUUCAUUUGUAUAGCACUUCUGUAGCUUCGAACACUAGUUCUUAAUUUAGCUAAAUUUUAUGUGAAUUAUAUAAAAAAAAAAGAAAGUUCGGUCAUUUUUUAUAAAAAAGUAUAUGAGAUAAACAAAACCUACAAAAAGAAAUGAUGCUUGCGUUCCUAGACGAAUCCGCGAAUGAAUAUCAAGUGGCUAAUAUGGCUGCAUCUCCCGUUGGCAGGAGGCGAUUGACCCAGCGACCACAGCUACCAGAAGUCAUCUACGUCCAGGGAAUUCCCUACAUCAAUGGACGCCGGUUCCCUGUUCCUUGGCAGCCUCAAGCUGAAAGGCCCACUCGAGUUGGGACCGAUGAAGUGCCCACCGUUCCGGAGCGGAAUGAGGUACAGGCCAAUGCGACUAUCCUGAGGCUGCGACGAACCAGGAGGACUGUGCCCCUGGUUGCCGAAAGAAGGUGUAUGUGGAGACGAUGUGCCCACACUUUGCCGCCGUUGGGGGAAGUCGAUGAACACGAGACUCAACCGCUACUGCAUUUGGCCCUGGAGGCCCUCAAAACGGAAAAUGAAAAGGAAAAGGAAAAGCGGAACUCGGACAGUGUGGGAUCGUUGGGACAUUCCGUAGAUCCCAUCGUCAAUCCAUCGCAAUUUGUCGCAGAAUAUUUGGCCAACUACAUGACUUUCGAGGUUCUGCAAGCCGGGAAUAGGCCACGCUAUGGUCCCUCACAGGAAAACGGCACCCGAAUGCACUCACCGAGGAACACUUAAGACGGCAAAGCCCCAUAAUCUCCGUAUUAAUCGGCCGUAUCGUGUUUUAUUGUCUCCAGGAACUGGCAUUUCGUGAACUUCUUGUGGAAUGAAAAACAUCCAUCUGGCAGUCUUUGAUUUUAACCUUCUUCUGUAAUCAAUGUCGAGUCUCCAAACUAAAUCCUGAAUCCACCAAA
Messenger RNA from Drosophila ficusphila, 933 nucleotides. RefSeq lists its product as uncharacterized. The record is from RefSeq and is a predicted model, not a curated record. Lineage: Eukaryota; Metazoa; Arthropoda; Insecta; Diptera; Drosophilidae. The transcript has 3 exons. Bases 143 to 757 code for a protein of 204 amino acids.